GCCGGCCUCUCCCCCGCCGUCCCCCUCACCAUCCGAUCCCUCUCCGUCUUCAACCCCACCGACUCCUCCCAAACCCUAAUCUUCAUCGGCACCGGCGGCGGCAAGAUCCUCCUCUUCUCCCUAAACCCUAGCGACUCCUCCGUCGACUUCCUCAAAUCCUCCUCUAUAACCAACCGCGUCAUCGACUCCAUUCUCGUCCUCGACGAGAUCGGAAGGAUCCUCGUCCUCUCCGAUGGGUUCCUCUUCUUGAUCGAUCUCUUCCUGUUGCAGCCUGCGAAGAAAGUUGGGUUCUUGAAGGGGGUGACUGCGUUUUCGAAGAGAAUUCAUUGCUCAGAUGAUGUUGAUGCAGAUAGUUCAGAUCUCUUUGCGAACGACGCUGCGGUGAAAUCGCCUAGAAAGAGUUUUCUUAAGAAAUUGGCUAAUGGAAGUGGGACUAGGGUAUCGGAAGCGAAGAGAGAAGAGGGCUCGAGUUGCUUUGUGGCGGCCGCAGCAGGAAAAGGUUUAGUGCUGAUGAAGCUCAUGUCGCCGAUUUCAGAAGUUCAGUCGGAUUCUGAGUACGGCGGAAUUUCUGUAGUUUGGAAGGAGAUUCAGGGGAUUGAGGGUGUAAAGACUAUGACUUGGCUUGGGGAUUCAAUGAUUGUUGGCACUUUGGAUGGUUACACACUCUUUUCGAUUGCUAGUGGGAAGAUCACACCGAUAUUUUUGCUUCCAGAAGCUUCUGGACCUCCGAGAUUGAAAUGCCUGCAUAGGAGUAAGGAAGUGUUGUUGUUAGUUGAUAAUGUGGGUGUUGUCGCGAAUGAGUCUGGUCAGCCAGUGGGUGGGAGCUUGAUUUUUCAGUAUAUUCCUGAAUCUAUUGUGGAGAUGGGGUGUUAUGUGAUAGUUGGAAGGGAAGGGCAGUUGGAUUUGUAUUCAAGAAAGAGUGCAGCUUGCAUGCAGUCCUUAUUGGUGGCGAAGGGGAGUGGUGCUCCGUGCAUUUUGGCGAGCAACGAUCGGGGAAAUGGAGAAGUUGUUGUGAUUGCAACGACUCAUAUGGUUAUUUGCUAUCGGAAAGUGUCCGCUGAAGAACAGAUUAAAGUUUUGUUAAGGAAAAAGAAUUUUAAAGAAGCUAUUAGUUUGGUGGAAGAAGUUGACUCUGAGGGUGAAAUAUCCAGAGAAAUGCUCUCGUUUGUGCAUGCACAAGUGGGGUUCCUAUUACUUUUUGAUUUACAUUUUGAAGAAGCAGUGAACCAUUUCUUGCUUUCAGAAGCUAUGCAGCCAUCUGAAAUCUUUCCAUUUAUAAUGAGGGAUCCAAAUCGCUGGUCUUAUCUGGUGCCAAGAAACCGAUAUUGGGGAUUGCACCCUCCUCCUGUGCCUCUUGAGCAAGUUGUCGAUGAUGGGCUUACGGCAAUUCAGCGAGAAAUUUUCCUCAGAAAAGCUGGUGUAGAUACUACUACAGAUGAUAACUUUCUUUUGAAUCCGCCUAGUAGAGCUGAAUUAUUGCAGUCCGCAAUUCAAAACAUGAUCAGGUAUCUACGCACUUCUCGGGAGAAGGAUUUGACCCCUCCAGUGAAGGAGGGAGUUGAUACUCUUUUAAUGUAUCUUUAUAGAGCCCUCAAUUGUGUAGAAGAUAUGGAGCAGCUUGCAUCAUCCCAGAACAGCUGUGUUGUGGAGGAGUUAGAAACCCUGUUAGAUGACUCUGGGCAUUUACGAACACUUGCUUUCUUAUAUGCCAGUAAAGGAAUGGUCUCAAAGGCUCUUUCCAUUUGGCGUAUCUUGGCAAGAAAUUAUUCAACUGGACUGUGGAUAGAGCCUACAUCUUCAGUGGAAUUUGAUUCUGCAGAUAUGUCUGCAGAUGUAAUAUCUGGUGAAAAGUCUGCUGCUAUGGAAGCAUCAAAUCUACUUAAAGAGUCCUCUGAUCAGGAUUUGGUUCUUGAACACCUCAGAUGGAUUGCAGAUAUUGACCAAGAACUUGCAGUCAUGGUUUUAACGUCAGAGAAAAGGGUCUAUCAGCUUUCACCUGAAGAAGUACUUGCUGCAAUUGACCCGAAAAAAGCUGAGAUUCAGCAGAGAUAUUUGCAAUGGUUGAUUCAGGACCAAGACUGUGAUGAUACUCGAUUUCACACUAUAUAUGCUCUCUCUCUUGCCAAAUCUGCAAUAGAAAUUGUUGACAUUGAGUGUGGUAAUGAUAUUUGUAACGGUAGGAGCUUCAGUGAGAUGAAUAUAUCUGAUGUUGAAGCAGUAGGUACCUACCAAUAUCUGGUUAGGGAGAGAUUGCAGUUAUUUCUACAGGCUUCUGACUUGUAUGAUCCGCAAGAAGUGCUUCAUGUGAUAGAAGGCUCCGAGCUAUGGCUGGAAAAGGCUAUCCUAUACCGAAAGAUGGGGCAAGAAACGUUGGUACUGCAGAUCUUAGCAUUGAAGCUGGAGGACAGUGAGGCUGCAGAACAGUACUGUGCAGAAAUUGGUAGAAGUGAUGCCUAUAUGCAGUUGCUGGAUAUGUAUUUGGAUCCACAAGAUGGCAAGGAACCCAUGUUUAAGGCCGCUGUACGUCUUCUUCAUAAUCAUGGAGAAUCACUGGAUCCUUUGCAAGUUUUAGAGAAAUUGUCUCCGGAGAUGCCUCUCCAGCUUGCCUCAGAUACAAUCUUGAGAAUGUUGAGAGCUCGAGUUCAUCAUCAUCGCCAGGGACAGAUUGUUCACAACCUCUCGCGGGCCAUUGAUUUGGACGCACGAUCUGCAAGGUUGGAGGAGAGGUCGAGGCACGUUCAGAUAAAUGAUGAGAGCACGUGUGAUUCUUGUCAUGCCCGCCUUGGCACCAAGCUCUUUGCAAUGUAUCCAGACGAUUCGGUCGUCUGUUACAAGUGUUACCGCCGUCUAGGUGAAUCAACUUCUCCACAUGGACGUAACUUCAAACAGAAACCCGUAUUUAAACCAGGAUGGCUUGUUAUCAGAUAGCAAAGACCUUCUAUGUCGUCCAUAUCUUCAUACAGUCGUUUGGCUUGGAGCAUUUUCUCUUUUGCUCUCAUUUAAGAGCGAUUGAACACUCCACUCUGCAACUUCGAAGGAGAGAACACCUUGGAGGGUCCGUGUUUUCAGAAUGAUCAGGAAAUCUCUCCUUUAACAGGUUAAUUUUCCUUUUAGAGAUUUUCAUCCUCUGUAAUACUAUACGAUAUCGCUUCAAGGUAUAUACAGCAAUAAUUCUAUUGCAUGUAUUUUCAUUCGUUUUACUGUAAAGUUAGCAUGCAACAGCAGUUAGGAGAAAUUAGUUUACAGCUACCGGGCCCCAGAUAUGGGGAAUAAGUUACAGAGAACAGUGUGUUAAGACAUUUACUAUAAGUACAAUUUAAUCAGCAGAAUACUUUUGAGUAAUAA
Asparagus officinalis (garden asparagus) is the source of this 3345-nucleotide messenger RNA. Its product is annotated as vam6/Vps39-like protein. Gene Ontology annotation, biological process: intracellular protein transport; autophagy; vesicle-mediated transport. The transcript has 14 exons. The annotation marks the transcript as partial. Gene Ontology annotation, cellular component: membrane; cytoplasm. The record is from RefSeq and is a predicted model, not a curated record. NCBI's taxonomy places the organism in Eukaryota, Viridiplantae, Streptophyta, Magnoliopsida, Asparagales, Asparagaceae.